Molecule: messenger RNA, 3480 nt
Organism: Chara braunii
Lineage: Eukaryota; Viridiplantae; Streptophyta; Charophyceae; Charales; Characeae
Source: the annotation of a GenBank genome assembly
UGUAUUUUUUGGCUGUGACAGACCUUUCUUUGUUUCAUGGAUGUUUUGCUGGCUUGUGAUGGGGUGUGAACCGACAGUCUGUAGAGUUUUCCAUCUGGUGUGGGAUGCUGCAGAAUCGAAGCGGAGGAGGAGGAAGAAGAAGAAGUCAAAGGCGGGUGCAGGGGCUGCUGAGAAGGAGGAUGAAGAAGAGGAGGAAGCGCCAAAGAAUGCGCCUGCUCUUGCUUCCCCGAAUGGUGGGGUGGUUGUGUCGAAGAGUGCUACCUCUCCCACGGCCCCGAACGGAAGGGUGGUUGACGAGAAACCGGCAGCAGGAGCAGAAGAAGGCGAUGAGGAUGGAGGUGACGCGGAUGGACCGGAAUCGGGUGCAGGUGGGUCAAAGAAGAAGAAGAAGAAUCGAAGCAGGAAGAAGAAGGUGCUGGAGCAAACAGAUCCCCCGUCCAUCCCAGUCUCCAAACUUUUCCCUGAUGGAAUCUAUCCUGUGUGGGAAGAACAGAAUUACAACGAUGACAACCUCUGGAGGCUAACAUCUGCAGAGAAGCGAGAGCAGGAACGGUUAGAGAGUUCGCUAUACAAUGAUGUGAGAAAGGCAGCGGAAGUUCACCGACAGGUGCGGAAAUACAUGAGGAAGUAUAUUAAGCCGGGUCUGCUGAUGACGGAUAUUUGUGAGACCCUGGAGAAUUUGGUCCGAACACUUAUUGAGGAGAAUGGGCUUCAAGCAGGGAUAGCUUUCCCAACUGGCUGCAGUUUGAAUUGGGUGGCCGCUCAUUGGGCGCCCAAUACAGGAGACAAGACUGUCCUGCAGUAUGAUGAUGUCAUGAAGCUCGACUUUGGAACGCAUAUUAAUGGUCGGAUAAUUGACGCUGCAUUUACGGUUGCUUUCAACCCUGUAUAUGACCCACUCCUGAAGGCUGUGCAAGAGGCAACAAACACGGGCAUAAAGGAAGCAGGCAUUGAUGUCAGAUUGUGUGAUAUAGGGUGUGCAAUUCAAGAGGUGAUGGAAUCUUACGAAAUCGAACUCAAUGGGAAGACAUACCAGGUGAAGAGCAUAAGGAAUUUGAAUGGACAUAGCAUUGGACCUUAUCAAAUCCAUGGUGGGAAAAGUGUACCCAUCGUCAAAGGAGGGGAACAGACAAGGAUGGAGGAAGGAGAGUUCUACGCUAUUGAGACAUUCGGGAGCACAGGGAAAGGUUAUGUCAGAGAGGAUUUAGAGUGUAGUCAUUACAUGAAGAACUUCGACGUCGGCCAUGUCCCUCUCAGGCUGGCGAAAGCAAAGCAGCUUCUGGCUACGAUCGACAGAAAUUUUGGCACACUGGCGUUUUGUAGACGGUAUCUCGACCGUCUAGGCGAGACGAAGUACCUGAUGGCUCUGAAGAACCUUUGCGACGUCGGAAUUGUGCAGCCAUAUCCUCCAUUGUGUGACUCCAAGGGAUCUUAUGUGGCGCAGUUCGAGCACACAAUUUUCAUGCGACCUACGCGCAAAGAGGUUCUUUCAAGGGGCGAGGACUUUUAGUCGUUAGGGCAAUAUUCGCCACACCCUUGAGGAAUUUUCUUUGCAAGGGUGAAGACUAUUAGUCGAUGCGGUAGUCGCCCUGCCCCUGAGGAGUUACUCGCUUCCAGGGGCACGCUUCUCUGUCCCAGGGUGGUCGCAUCGCAGAGGCUCUACUCGUUGACGCAACAGUGACGACGUUUGCAACUAUUUGUUCAGGCCCUUCAGGGUAGUUUUUUUUCCUGUCUCCAUGCAAUGGACUGAAGGAGAAAGAAUUCGGGAAAAGACGUAGUCUAUACUACUCUAUAGACAUAAAAAUUGAGUCCACAAUGAGUCCAAUGUCCAGUUUAGCGUUGACAUGAAGGACGGUCGGUUUGGCUGUGUAGUAUGUAGUGUGUAGAGUAGUGUACUCCUUUGUCGUCCCGACGCAAAAGGUGUUGAUUUUUGGAUGCUGUUAAGGAAAGCACCUCUCCCCUUUAAUCAGAAGCAAGAGCCCAGUGGCAGGCACUCAAUCAUCCCCCCACUAUUCGCCCCGCGCCAACCCCUCGUGUGCCUGAGGUUGCUUUUUUCUUCGAUAGAAAUCAUGCGGUCAGUUGGGCGGCCUGUCAGUCUAUCUGUCUCUCUGUGUCCCUGUCUCCCUGUCCUUCUGCCUUUGUCUGUCGGUCAUCGGAUAUCAUGUGACUGUGUGCGAUGUGCCAUGCCAGGAGACUGAAAGUCCGUCAUUCUAUUUGUGCGUCUGUCUGCCUGUCUGUCGGUCAGUCGGUCGGCCAGUCGGUCGGUCAAUCAGUGUGUGUCAUACGGCAAGCCAGCGCCCGCCUGUCCGUCCAUGUCCAUGUCUAUGUUUCAUCUGUGAAUGUCAUGCGCCUGUGCAGUACGCCAUGCCAGUUCCACACGGGCAUCACACGCUCCUCUCCCGGCCGGCCUGCCUGCCUGCCUGCCUGCCUGUCUGUCUGUCUGUGUCUCUGUGCCGUUUGCGAAUGUAAAUGCCAUGUGCCUGUGCACUUUGCCAUGACAUGUCUUUCUGUCUGUCCCUGUCUCUGUCCGUCUGUCCGUCUGUCCGUCUGUCCGUCUGUCUGUCUGUCUGUCUGUCUGUCUGUCUGUCUCUCUGUCUGUGUCUUUGUGCCAUUCGCGAAUGCGAAUGUCAUGUGCCUGUGCGCUUUUGCCAUGCUUGCACCACAUUGUCAUCGCAUGACGUCUGUCUGUCUCUGUCUGUCUGUCUCUCUGUCGGUGUCAGUCUGCCAUCCGCGAAUGUGAUGAUUCCGUAUGAUGUGCGGUAUUUCAGUGCCACACUGUCGUGAAUCACGUGGCGCCCCUCGUGGUCUUCUUUUACUUAGACUUCAGAGCGUUCCUGUGAUCUGUUUGGAGACACCCUAUCUUUUUUUUUUGGCCCCCUGGAGAUGCCUUUGCAUUCGGCAUCUCCUAAUUUCUCCAUUGUAAAAUAAUAUUUGUAUGUUUUCUCAGUUUCAAAUAGAUUGCGGUGCUUCUGUACUUGUGCUCUUUGUGUCAGAUGAGUCUUAAAGAGUCGUUGGACUCUUUUAGCCCUAUAAGGCUUUUAGCCCUAUAACCUCAUUUUUCUCCUACACCUAGCAGAAUACUCCAGUCCUGUCCCACAAUUAUGAGGGCUCUGUACAAGACUCGAGAGUCCAGAGUGAUGAAAACCGUCCUCUUUACAGCAGUUCUUUUCUGUGAUGAUAUCCUUUGUGACAUUUUUCGUCGUGUGUAGUUCGCUGCUUUUUUUUUUUUUUUUUUUUUUUUGAGCACGCGGUAGUUAGGGAAAGCAUAAAAGGAGGUGGUUCCAUGCAUGUUCUGCAGUCCUCUGAUGUGCUGUGUGCUCACAAGACAGUGUCUAUGUGCGCCAAGUAGAUAAGCCUGGUGGAAGAGCUUUGGCAUUGUGCCACCUACGAGGAGGUUGGUGGCUGUAUGAUGAUGUAGCUUCUUUUUUUCUGCUGCUAUGAAGCUAACAUUUGGUGAGAGGAAUGAUGCAUGUGUAUCUG